Molecule: messenger RNA, 2693 nt
Organism: Trachymyrmex cornetzi
Lineage: Eukaryota; Metazoa; Arthropoda; Insecta; Hymenoptera; Formicidae
Product: NF-X1-type zinc finger protein NFXL1
Exons: 5
Coding region: 133-2643 (836 amino acids)
Biological process (GO): regulation of DNA-templated transcription
Cellular component (GO): nucleus
Molecular function (GO): zinc ion binding; RNA polymerase II transcription regulatory region sequence-specific DNA binding; DNA-binding transcription factor activity, RNA polymerase II-specific
Source: RefSeq, a predicted model, not a curated record
CAAGUGUAUACACGUAUACGUGUGGUAAAACUGCAGAUACAGUUGUAAAGAUAUCUCGAAGAUAGUUUGAUAGCUGGUGAUCAAUUAUGAUUAGCUGAAAUCGACAAAAACAGAGAAAAACUGAGUUUCAAGAUGCAGAAAUUUAAGAAGGCUCAAGCACAGAAUAAACUGUCUAUUGAAAAGCACUUGGAAGCCAAUGCAUUGUUGAAUUCGUCUAGUGAAGAUGAGGAUGAAACUAACGAAGAAGAUGUCCAAAAUGUGGUGGGCAAAGUAUUGUUAGCGUACCAAGGACAGAGCACAGAUGCCGAAAAAGUGAUAUCGUACUUGGUGAAUUCCUUUCAAACCAGCAGUGCUGUUUGUUUGAUAUGUAUAUCCACUGUCAAGAAGAUAGAUCCAAUAUGGAACUGCGACAAGUGCUACGCAUUUCUACACAUGUCUUGCAUCUUACACUGGAUCAACGACAGUUUGAGCUGCAAACGGGCUAAAGGAAUCACACCGAUCUGGGCCUGUCCAAAAUGCCGUAUGGAAUAUGAUCAGGAUCAGAUUCCAAGAUUGUACAAAUGCUUCUGUAAAAAGUCGAUAGAUCCUCAGUAUCAACCAUGGAUUAUUCCGCAUUCUUGCGGUGAACCCUGCGGCAAGCUUUUACAACCAGAGUGCGGUCACAAAUGUGUGUUGCUUUGCCAUCCUGGUCCAUGUCCACCCUGCGCUAAGAUGGUAUCUGUUAAAUGUUAUUGUGGCAAGCUACCGGCGCAACCGCGACGUUGCAAUGCUAAAAACUGGAGUUGCGGAACUAUAUGCAAUAAAAAAUAUGAAUUUUGUUCACACACUUGUGAUAAUGUGUGUCAUACUGGAGAAUGUUCCCCUUGUGUAGAAACAGUAGUAUUGAAAUGCCAUUGUAAGAGUAACGAGAAAGUAGGGAAAUGCUACGAGGGUAUAUGGAUUUGCGAAAAACCUUGCAAUAGGAAAUUCUCUUGUAACGUACAUAGCUGUGAAAGCACUUGUCAUCUACCCGGCGAUUGCAGCAACUGCCCCCUGGAAAAGAACAGACAUUGUCCUUGUGGAAAAAAACGAUACGAAAUUUCUUGCAGGCGGCAGCAAGUGCCAACGUGUGGGGAUACGUGCGGCAAGUUGUUGGACUGCGGAUCGCACUUCUGCAAUAUGAGAUGCCAUAUCGAUCGCUGUGGUCAAUGCUUAGAAGUCGUAACAAAAGCGUGUAGAUGCGGUAGUUACACGAAAGAGAUUGCCUGCGCAAAAGAGUUCCACUGCAACAAGAAAUGCAUGCAAAUGCGCUUAUGCGGUAGACAUUUGUGCAACAAAAAAUGCUGCGACUGCAUAUCGAAGAACACGUCCAAUCAUUGUGAAAAAACGUGCGAGAAUACGCUCAACUGUCGUAAGCACAAAUGCGCUGCACCUUGUCACAGUGGUCCUUGCUAUCCAUGUACCAGAACGGACACUAUACAGUGUCGAUGUGGCAGCAGCAAGAUAACGGUGCCAUGUGGUACCAGAAAGAGAAUCAAGCCACCACCAUGCCACAAAUCUUGCAAAAUCCCACCUAUCUGCCAUCACAGCAAGAGAGAAACACACAAAUGUCAUCAAGGCCCAUGUCCACCAUGUAAAAAGGUCUGCGGUUUGACUCACAAGAGAUGCGGUCACUCUUGCCCAGCCACUUGUCACACCAAAGUCUGGAUGAAAAUUAGAGCGAACGGAGUAAAGGCGCAGCCUAUUGGACCCUGGGAAAAACCAAAGGAUAUUAUGGAACUGAAGACUUUGCCAUGUCCACCGUGCGAGGUUUCCGUGUCUGUGACUUGUCUCGGUGGUCACGAAACGCGCCCUUGGUCAUGUCACAUGUCGAAACCAAGCUCCUGCGGUAGACUUUGCGGCCAGCUAUUACCAUGCAAGAAUCACACUUGCGAGUUGACUUGUCACAAACUACAGACUUCUGACAACGAGUCCAACAACGGUAUUCCGUGCAUGGAAUGCGAGAAGGAGUGUAGUUUCGCACGACCGUCUGGUUGUACGCACACGUGUCCGCAACCUUGUCACCCAGCGCCAUGUAAACCGUGUAAACAAUUAGUGCGAGUCUCUUGCCAUUGCGGUAUUAGCACCCUUUACCGGCAUUGCGUGAACUUGACGUCUGCAACGAGCAAGGAACGGGAUGAGUUACUCAAAUGCGGGAAUCAAUGUCCAAAAAAUUAUCGAUGCGGCCACCGUUGUAUCAAUGAUUGUCAUCCAGGAGAAUGUAAAGGCGGAGAAGGAUGCAGCAAGAAAGUCAGAUUAUGGUGUAAAUGUAAACGAAUCAAAAAGGAUUUUCUUUGUUCACUUCUUCAAAAGGAGCAGAUUACCGUAGCAUGCGAUAGCGUAUGUGAAUCACUGAAAAAUGAGAGAAAAGAGGCUCAAGAGGCUAUGAUAGCGAAAAAGCUGGAAGAGGAGGAACUGCGUAAUCGAGAGGAGAUUGAAAAAUUCGAGAAAAAGUUCAAGCCACGACGAAAGAGGAAGGACAAAUACGAGAACUCGAAACAAUCCAAAGAAAACGCGAGAAAUAAGUGUCACAUUGCAUGGAUUUUAGCGAUUAUCGUAAGCAUUAUAGGAAUAAUAAUAGUUUAUAUGACCGUUCCUGAUUUAAGUAUACCUGGAUUGAGCUGAUUUUACAAACUGAUCUCAAAUCUGUGAUUAUUUACGAUAAUCUCAUUAUU